AUCGACGGCGCGACGAUGAAGAGCGAACUACUCAAGCUCUGCCUGCUCGUGCUCGUGUCUACGGGGAUCACGGUGGUCAUGGAGCCGAGGGAGCACGUCCCGCUGGAAAACCCCGGACACUCGCAAGAUUUCAACGAUGCCUUCGGCAUGUGCCUGUCAAAGAAGGAGCACGGCAUGUUCGAGUGCGUGAACCGCGCCAUCCUGAGUGCUCUGCAGUCCUUGAACGACAAGGACAGCUUGGAGUUCGGCAAGGUGAGGCUGGACCGAGCGGAGGGCUACGGCAGGGACCUCUUGGACCUGGACUACGACCCGAAGGACUUUGGGAACGUCGUGAAGGCCGCGGCCAGACUGAUGGAGCGGCGGAACGUCAAGUGGAACUUGGAUCAUCUGUACCCCGGCUUGCAGAUGCGCGUCGGUCCGAUGUUGAACGGCGAGGGAGUGCUGGAAUUCGUCCUUAACGAAAGGACUGCUUCGUACAACGACAGGCAAGCUGGCCCGGGUAAGCAGCUCGCGCGGCACGUACUGCUGCCGUUUCUCUUAGGUUUCAAGUUCAAUUUGGCUUCCCUGAUCCCGCUCAUGUUCGGCUUCCUGAUGAUCGUCACGAAGAAGGCGCUGCUAUUGACGAAGGUGGCGUUGUUCGUGAGCGGCCUCCUAGGAUGGAACACGCUCUUCUCCGCAGCCUCGGCUCCGCACCCGCCGAACGGGUUCAACGGCUUCCACACUUACGCGCACGAAAUACCGAUAGACACGCACUACUAUCACGACCAUUACUUCCCGCAUCGGCCUUACAGAACACUACCGCCGUCGGAAUUCAGUCCUUACGAUCAGCACGUCAUCCGGGAGGUCGUGAACGUUUACGACGGCAGCGGCGAUCUGGAGCAGGGCAAGCAGAACACGAAGAACUUUGCUUGGACCAAGAAUAUUUAUAAUGACCCUCAUUAUGAGUUCACUGUCGGUUUCAAGGUAUAUUUGUCCACCGGCGGCAAGGGCACAGACGAGGAAGAGAAUCCGACGAGAGAGCUCGGGCGCGGACGCGUGCGAACGACACCGUCGACUAUGAUGGGCAAGCGACGCUCGACGAUCUGGAUCUUGCGUGUCCUUCAGCUUGCGUUGUUCUGCAACUUGGUGUCUGGCAAAAGUGAGUACACGAAGCUGUUCGAGAGGUGCACGAACGAGAAGAACACCUUCGACUGCUUCAAACGGCGCGCCCUGGAUAUCCUCGACUCGGCGAUCAGCGACGACUCCGUGUACAAGAUCAACAAUUACAUCUCGAUCACCAAGGACUCGGCAGCGUCCACUGCGAGAAGCCAAGAUCCGGCCACGUCCGAGAAUGCCACGGAACUGAGCCUCGAUCAGAAGCUGGAUAACAAGUUCUACGAGUAUCUGUCGUCCAGGAGCCUGAAGCUCACGAUACCCGGCAAUGCUUUCGAAGGAAGAAGGAAAAAAAACAGAGGUUUUGGAUAUCUGUUAAUGGCGGGCGCCGUGUUAGCAGGAAUGAUGGCGCAACUGGCUUACGGGAAAAUAGCUUUCCUCGCCGGAACGGCGUUACUGACGGCGAAGAUGGCACUGGUGUUGAGCGCGAUAGUCGGCUUGAAAAAGCUCGUAUCGAGCGGAGGUGGUGGUCAUGAAGUGAUCUACGCGACAGCGUCGGAGCAUCACGGCGGUGGUGGCGGAUACGGCGGCGGUGGUGGUUACGGUGGCUGGCAACGAGCAAUGGAAGUAGUUCCGCCCACCUGCGUCGCGAGCCAGCCGCGAGAAAGCAGCGUCCUGCGUACGACACGUGUCGCCAAGAUGUCGCCGAUCAGAAAUCCGUCUAAGUGUGUGCUGCUGCUGCUGUUGUCAGCUUGCGCCGUUACCAUCGUCACCGUCCAUGCCGUCGCCGAGGACGAGGCCGGCUUCCUCGACAGAGGUUAUCGCGCGCUCUAUCGCGUCUACGAGGAGUGCCAACACCGCAACAUGGCGGUGUCGCCGUGUCUGAAGAAGAAGGCGAUCUCCUUCUUCGAGAGGCUCGGCCGUAUACAGAGCUUACCGCUCGGCGAGAAUCUGGAGCUCGUGCGGGUCGCGCCCGUGACGGACGACGGCUCGCGUAGCGCGACCUCCGACCUGGAGACAACCUUGGCGCGUAACGGUGGCGGCGGGGCCGCCGACGAGAUCCUCAACGACAUCCUGUUCGAGCGUGUGGCCGCGCUCAUGAACAGCUUCAAUGUGCGAAUCAGUUUGCCCAAGACCUCGUCGGGUGAGCUGAAGCGCAGCGUCGAGGAGGGCCGCGGCAAGAUGAAGAAGAUGAUGGGCAUGAUGAUGAUGGGCAUGGCGAUGAAGAUGGCCGCCAUGGUGCCGAUCGCCAUGGGCGUGCUGUUCCUCUUGGCCGGCAAGGCCCUCAUCAUCAGCAAGAUCGCCUUGGUGCUGUCGCUGAUCAUCGGCCUGAAGAAGCUGCUGAGCCAAAAGCAGGGUGGCGACCAUCACGGCGGCUGGCAGCAGGGUGGUGGCGGUUGGGACAGGAGCCUUAAGGGCACGCCGGUGCCGUCGAUGACGGAAGCCGAGCGCGAAUACGCGCAGACCCUGGCGUACAGCGCGCGACAGAAGCAUUGAGGGUGGACCUUCUGAGGCUGAUGGAGGAGAUCCUCGAGGAGGCAGGCAGCGGCCUAUGCGUAUACGAGGGAGCGGACGAGACGCGCUGCUUUUUCCGGAGAAAAAACUGUUCGCGACGACACGGAGUCUUGUUCGUUGACGAGGGCGAAUCGUCACGGCUCGAAGGCGCUCGUAGAGUACAGCGGUUUGGCGCGCGUCGCGUAUAUCGUGAGUUAGGAAAGAGAGAGAGAGAGAGAGUGUGUGUCACGACGAAGACGCAACGACGCACCCAUGUCGAAGAUAUUGACACCUUCGCUACCGGCGUCACGUUGUGUGACGCAACGACCUCUCACCGGGGACCUGCGUCAUGCUUAUUUAUUCACUUAUUAACGGCAGUAAAAUCCGUUUUCAGUAAAAAAAAAACAUAACGUGGAGAAAGGGACCGAAUAUAAAAGGUACAAACACGAAAUCAAUUGAUGAAGUAAAGCAGAAUGAAAUAGAAGAAGUUGCACCGAGAAAAUAACACUCGGAAAUUUAGGAAUGUAGAGUUUAUUUUUUUUUUCGUGAAAUAAAAUUUAUUUCUGCGAAAUAAGCUUUUAUCCCGCAGAAAUAAACCUUCUAGUAUCUCUUUUUCUCCGUGUAUACUCGUAUAGAAGACAUUUUUUGUGCGAGUGUCUUUCUUCAUGUUCACAUAUUAUCAAGCCUGUGUUUUCUGAGUUUGUGUCUUGCACGAUUACAUAAAAAGAGAAAUACGAAGUGAUCCGCGGGAGGAGUUCUCCGAGUAAGUGCCGACAGCGAAGGUGUCAAUGAGACAUGUACGCGCAGAAAAGAAAUUUCAGACGAAUAUAGGAAGGAGGACUGGAAUGAACGAACUGUCUCAGCGGUCGUGCGAAUUUUCGAGAGGCCUGAGAUCGCUUCCCGGAUGAUCAGUCGGACUCUUUUUCCGGAUUAACGGUGCCUGCGCGCGUUGCGAAGCGCCGACGUGGUUUCUCCGUUUGACGCGACGUGCGCGAUUUGCAUUAAGGCGUGAAAUUAAAAACGGAGGGGGAAAAGAGAAAAGAGAAGAACAAGGGGAAACGGAAGACACCGCGUGAUGCGCGGACGCGAAACAACAGGAGCCGCGGCGACAGAUGUUCGCAUCUCUCUUGCCGGCUGCCCCGGCAAAAUAAACCAUCGAAAUGAUAGCGAGAGAGUCAUUUCCACACACGCGAGUUUCUAACGGUGCACGGGCGCUUUUCUUUUUUCUUCUUCUUCUACUUCUUCUUGCUCGUACCGACACAAUCGGGACGCGAUCAGCCUCGAAGCCGAGCUCCGGGAAAACGGCGGGAACUGUCGCGUCGUCGUUUCUAUGUUAUCGUCAGCCGAAUUUACAGUCAUUUCUCACAGCGCGCGCCAGAGAUAUAUUCAUAUUUAUUUAUUUAUUUAUUCGUAGCAUACAUCACACGCACAUAACGCGUGUUAGUCGGCGGUGUACUUACUUGGACGAUAGGCGCUCGUGGAUUCACUAUACGUACAGAGAAGUGUCGUUCUGCCGCUGAAAAACGCGAUCACUCGCGUUUACUCGUCUUCUUUUCAGUUAUACUUAUCUUCAGCAAGGAAGAUUUUCCCCUUUGGUGUAAUAGUCUUAAAAUAUACUUGUUGUAAUUCCAGAGAAGUUCAUUGUCAUGCAUUCAACAAAAGAAUUUGUUUCCCUCACGAGGAUUGACGAGAUUUUUCACUAAAGAAGGAGUUGAGGUUUGACUCUGAGCAAGUGAACCGAAGUUUUAUUUUAAUUCAAUAUUCUCGAUAAUGCUAUCAACGCUACACUUACUAGGAUUCGGAAUGUAUAUUAAAUAAAUGAAUUGGAUGCUUAAGACGAACUUGUGAUCAAUAUAUCAACUCAUGAAAUACUUGAAACAGGUAAUAGCGUUUACUUGAACGCAGUAUGUGUAUCUUUCUGUACGCGAGAUAUUUCUUCGCGUAGCGAUUGGGAGAAACAUUCGAACACUCGCCGAGGCGAGUGUAUCUGAAUUCGCAUUGUCAGGGUGUGAUCGUGUAUUCAGUAAACUACACUGAGAAAAAGACGUUUGAACAUUUAUUUAUGUGUAAAAGUUGAUUUCUCACGAGAAUAGAUUCUCUCACAGAAAUGUGAAGUUUAAAAUUUAUUAUUUAAAAUUUAAAUUUCGUUUCAGAAAUCUUAAACCUAUUUCACGCAAAUGAACUUUAUAUCCCACAAACAAAUUCUCAGGUAUUCUUUUCUCAGCGUACACUGAGAAAAAGAUACUUGAAUAUUUAUUUGUGUAGAGUAAAAAUUUAUUUCAAAUAAAUUUAAUUAAUAAAUUGUGGAAUAAAUUUAUUACAAAUAAACUUUAAUUUUCAGAACUUUAUCCUACAUAAAUUUUCAGAACUUUAUCCUAAAUUAAACUUUAUGGCCCAAUAAAUUUUUAGGUAUUUUUUUCUCAGUGUAAGAACGACGACUUAAAGCGACAAGAACGCAAGAAAGAACCACAGAAACAAAGACAGAUAGGGACCGCCAUUCGAGAGACGUUGGACACUAGCGAAUAAGAGGUUACUAAUUCCAUCCACUGUCAACAUUUAUUAAUUAAUAACUCAUAUACGUAUAACUCAUAUGUUACAUUCUAAGACGCAACGUUCAUUUCGUAAUGAUCAUGAUAAUGGGGGAUCCGCGCGGAUCACGUUCGUCGUGCGCAAGCGGCCAUCAUCUUACCCUGCGGACGUUGACGAAGAGUACUUCAACCUGACGCGCACCGUUCGAGGGUACGCGCGCACGGCGACGCGGCAUACGUGUAUUACGAGACGGCGUGCGCGAACGCGUGCACGUUCGACCCGAGAAGCGAUUAUAAAUUCGGCCUUGGUGCACACGCAGGCUUACUCCGUAUUUUGUCGGUGAUAAAACGACGAUACAAUUACAUUAGUCUAAGAUUUUAAAUUAUUACGAAAUAAAGUCAUCACGUCAUCCUCACA
Molecule: messenger RNA, 5532 nt
Organism: Odontomachus brunneus
Lineage: Eukaryota; Metazoa; Arthropoda; Insecta; Hymenoptera; Formicidae
Exons: 7
Coding region: 16-2589 (857 amino acids)
Source: RefSeq, a predicted model, not a curated record